AGAGCUGCUGCAGUGAUGGCUGCCUGUGCUGGUACUCAGGCUGAGCCACAGCAGUGGAGGAUCCUGUAUCUUUGCCAGAUGCAGGGAGCUCCAGAGGUGCCAAACAAAAUGAAAUCCAUAUGGUCUUCAGGCCGGGGCCUGUAGGCCACUAGGUUUUGUUUGUGUGUCUACUUACUUGGAGCUUCCCUGUGCCAUUACUGCUGCGUUGGUCUCAGCUGCCAUCAACUCUUGAAAGGUGAGGGCUGGGUAGGUAUUUACUGGCAUUUAAAAGAUGGAACUGGAGAUGCAUGGGAGAGGAGGUGUUAGAGAUUAAGGAGCCAUUAAUUUGAUGAAACAUAGGAUGACUUUGAGGUUGGGAGCCAGAGACCUGGUCCUUCUAGAGACAUUGUUCAGUCCCCUGACCUUUGUGGGAUGCUGGGUGGUGGCUUAGCACUGGUGUAGACAGACCUGUGAUGAGAUGUUGCACAGCAUGAGUGCAUUGAGUCAAUAUCCUCAGUGCUCAUCCUGCUCUGCUCUGCUCUUGGUAGACUUUAAGGUGCUUCCCAGAGAUCUCUGCAAGACUGUCACAGAGAGGAAUGAAGGAUAUGUACAGGAGGUGGGAGUGGGGACAAGAGCGAGUCCCCAGCAGCUGGGCCUGCCCACGCUCUCGCACAGCCAUGCAGGCAUUUUGGCCAAAGCAGUCGUGUCCUGACUCCUCCCCAGGUGGUUUUGGGAUGGGAAGAUUCUGUUAAUGCUGUGCCUAGUCUGCAGCUCCGGUGUUAGCAGAUUGAGUUGUCUUGAGCUGACUCAGAUGAUUCAAGAUUGGGAUUUGUUCAGCUCUUUUGGAAGGGCUGUGGCUUUUUUGUGCAAACAGAUUUCCAGCUGGAGACGUCGAAUUUUCUGUCUCCUGUCCAGUUCCCACUCCAGCUGUCUUAUGUGAGUGUUAUCCUGUGGGGUGCAGUGCAUCCUUCUAAGUAGCUGUGCAUCCCGCUGCAGGGGCGUGCAUUCCAGCAGGUGUCUGCCUGCCCUCUGCCAACCCUCACCUGCUUCCUGCCCAACCUGUUUGGGGCACUUUGCCUCCCAGGGGAGCCACCCUUUGAAAUAACAAAGCAGCAGGUGCCUCUGGCUUGGAGAAACAUUAACGAAAGGAGGUGUUGAGGCUUGAGAGGGAUGGCCCAGCCAGCGCUUGGCUGCUCUUACCAGGUGCCUGUGAGGAAGGCUGGUGGCAGCAGGAACCGUGGCUGCGUGGCUGAUGUAGGGGGGUGAUGCCAGGAAGAUGAUGGAUUUCUUACGGGGCCUGUCGGCAGAAUUCUUCGAAAUGCUGGAAAAAAUGCAGGCACCAAAACUUGAAGAACAGAGGACUGGAAGCCAAAAACAUAAGGAAGACUACAUCCCGUACCCCAGCAUCGAUGAGAUCCUAGAGAAGGGCAGCCCAUACCCACUGAUCAUCCUGCCCCAGUUUGGAGGAUAUUGGAUUGAAGAUCCGGAAAACCUCAGCACACCCACCUCAUCCGACAGCAGCAUCUGUGAGGAGGAGGAGGAGGAGAACCUCAGCCCCAGCACUUAUGGCUACAAGCUGGAGUGCAAAGGGGAGGCCAGAGCCUAUAGGAAGCAUUUCCUGGGGAAGGAUCAUUUAAAUUUUUAUUGUACAGCCAGCAGCCUAGGAAAUCUGAUCCUUUCUAUUAAGUGUGAGGAGGCAGAUGGCACUGAAUAUUUAAGGAUUAUACUCAGGUCCAAAGUGAAGACACUGCAUGAAAGGAUCCCCCUGGCAGGAUUUAGCAAACUCCCUAGUAUCCCCCAGAUUGCUAAGGCCUUCUGUGAUGAUGCCUCUGGCCUGAAGUUUAACCCGGUUCUGUAUCCCAAGGCAUCCCAGAUGAUAGUGGCUUAUGAUGAACACGAGGUCAACAACACGUUCAAGUUUGGUGUGAUCUAUCAGAAGUUCAGGCAGACCCAAGAGGAGGAGUUGUUUGGGAAUAAUGAAGAGAGCAUUGCCUUCAAGAACUUCUUAAAUUUUCUAGGAGACACUAUAACACUCCAGGACUUCAAAGGCUUUCGAGGAGGCCUGGAUGUCAGCCACGGGCAGACUGGAGCAGAGUCUGUGUACACAGUGUUCAGGGACAGGGAGAUAAUGUUUCACGUCUCUACAAAGCUGCCUUUUACCGAAGGAGACAUGCAACAACUCCAGAGGAAGAGACACAUUGGCAAUGACAUUGUGGCAAUUAUCUUCCAAGAAGAGAACACGCCAUUUGUCCCAGACAUGAUCGCCUCCAACUUCUUGCAUGCCUACAUUGUUGUGCAGGUGGAAAACCCUGAGGCGGACAACACGACAUACAAGGUCUCUGUCACAGCCCGGGAAGAUGUCCCUUCUUUUGGCCCACCCCUGCCGAGCCCGCCAGUAUUCCAGAAAAGCCCCGAAUUCCGGGAGUUCCUGCUGACCAAGCUCAUCAACGCUGAGAACGCCUGCUGCAAGUCUGACAAGUUUGCGAAGCUGGAGGACCGGACACGGGCUGCUUUGUUGGACAACCUUCACGACGAGCUCCAUGGGCACACACAGACCAUGCUGGGACUGGGGCCCGAGGAGGAUAAGCUGGAGAACGGGGGUCACGGAGGCUUUCUGGAGUCUUUCAAGAGAGCCAUCCGGGUGCGCAGCCAUUCCAUGGAGACAAUGGUGGGCAGCCAGAAGAAGCACCAUGGUGGUGGCAUCCCAGGCAGCCUCAGUGGAGGCAUUGCGCACAACAGCGGCGAGGUGACUAAGACCACCUUCUCGCCCCCCAUACCAGCAGCUGCUGCAAAGAACCAGUCCAGGAGCCCCAUCAAGCGCCGGUCAGGACUGUUCCCUCGCCUGCACACAGGGUCUGAGAGCCAGGCAGAGAGCAGGACAAGGUGUGACAGUAUUUCUGGAGCCCAGAAGACACCAGAUUUGGGGCAUUCUUCUCAAGAGAUGAAGUCUGAAACGUUGUCCAACCCCAGCUCUCCUGAAAUAUGCCCCAACAAAGACAGGCCAUUUAUUAAGCUGAAAGAGAAUGGAAGGUCAAACAUCUCCCGUUCCUCCUCAAGCACCAGCAGCUUCAGCAGCACAGCAGGGGAAAGUGAGACACUGGAGGAGUACGACAGCAUGGGAAGCCAGCCAUCUACAGCAUCACCGUUCAAGCAGGAUGUCUUUGUCUACAGCGCCUCGCCUGGCAGUGAGAGCCCAAGUGUAGGGACUGUGGCCACUCCGGUCAUCAUGAGCAGAAGCCCCACAGCAGAUAUAAAGAACAGAAACUCUCCAAGGUCAAACCUGAAGUUUCGCUUCGAUAAGCUCAGCCAUGGCAGCUCCAGCAUGAGCCACUAGCAGGAAGAAGAAGUAGUUGGAAACUGGUAAAAGAGAAUUUUUGUUUAAACAAAGAGAAAACUCUUCAACAUCCUGUGGGAAAAUGCACACCCAGGCCAUGGGCAGCCGGGUGCCCUCACCUCUCAGCUGCACCAGGAAGAAGCUCUCACCUUGCCAUCAUCUCUGCCCGAACAGGGACCCAGCCACCUUCCCACUGGGUGAACCCCUUGCCAGCAAACGCCCCUGUGCCCCGAUCCCCUCCCUCUGCACCGCAGGAGGAGAUCAUCUCCAACCACAUCAUGUCCCCCUCCAUGGUGCAGUGUCGCCUUUGAGCACCACUGUGUGCUGCAGCAGGUGGGUGCCGGGUGGGCACCAUCUGUCCCCGCUCCCAGCUUGCUGGCUGGCUCCUCUUGGGCAGAGGGCGACAGGAUAUACAGCCAUGUGGUUUGGGUGCCUCCAUGCUUUAUUUGCAGCAACCUAUAGGAGGGGUUUUGUGUUUGUUUUAUGGAAGGGUGGUUGGUAGGGCAAAAUUGGGUGUUUGCUUGGCUCCAGGGCAGUUGCCCCUCCCCAUUGUUUGCCAUUUGGGCAAUAUUUCCUCCACAGUGCUGCGGGGUGGUGGGGUCUGUAGCUGCUCACCAGCUGACCUCCUCCUGCCACCCCCUCCAGCUCACUACCCGUGUCACAAAACUUUUAAGGCCGAUGCAGUCUCUUACUCUGUGCUCACAUGGCUUCUGGCACAAGAAGAGGGCAUCCAAACCGGUACCAGGGAGCAGAGCUGGUGACUGGGACUGACUGAUCCUCUCUUCGCACCUUGGGAGAUGGUUUAUACAGUCUCCCUGCUUUUCCCCUGGCUGAAAUUCUGAACACAGGCCUAGAAAAGAUUAACCAAAGCUAAAGUGUAGUAUAUCUCGAUACCGGAACUGGUACUUAGAGUGAAUUUACCCUGUGGGCUCUGCUUUACCCAAUGCAUUGGACUGCCAGGCAAGCGAAUGCCUUGAAUGCUCCAGUGAUGUGGAUGACAUUAGGCUGCUCCACCCCUUGCAGAAUCUGUCCCUCUGCUUUUGAAUGUGCUUUUGGUUCUUUUUUGAAAGAUGAGGAUUAUGAAUUCUGCAGGGUGACUUCCCUAUAAUGCCCUUUCCCCAAAAAUACCUCUCUCAACAUGCAAGAAAUCCUUUUGCUCUUUUAUGGAACUUUGUCUAAAGUUUAUUGACGUCUGUCCAUAAAUUUCACACUGAUUAUUGAUUUCCCAUAUUGUUUUUUGAAGGAUACACUGCAAUGCUGCAGAGAUGCUCCCUCCCCCUUACCGCAAUCUGUGACCUUUCCAAAACCCCCUGUAAAAUAAGGUUCUGAAUCUCAAGGGAAAGCCGUUCUUUGAGUUCGUGAUUCCUAAUGAAAACAGAACUUUUGAGUGCCAAAGUUAACUGCACAGUUGGAGCUCUGAGGGGCACAAAAGUAUCUGACAGUGAAUUUUAGGAGACACGUGCAGAACUGCACACCCAGAAGCAGCCCCUGGGCAGCUGCCGUGGAGACAAUUCCCAGGGCCACUUUCCUGCGGCUGCUCCCCAGGGAUGCACCUCUCUGGGGGCAGAAGUGCUUGCAAAAGCAAACAAUCACCCCGUCUCCUCCCUAUCACCUCCCCUGGACCAGAGUCAAGCCAAGCCAAUCCAAACUGAAGCAGCUCUGCAUGGUACUGACACGACGACUAUUUGCUUCAUGUGGAUGGUCCCACUUGUGUAUGUAACAUCCAUUUGAAAAGGCAAGGCUGUAGCCCUAUUGGGAGAGGAACCAGAUUAAAGGAGGAAAACAAAUUGUAGAAAAGGCAGAGAACAGUUUCACAGGCACUACGUGCACUCUGUAGGAGUAGGAAAUACAAGUAACUACCAGUGGGGACCCUCCCUUCUGCUUUCAGUGAGUUACACUUAAAUAUAGUUUAAAUCUUGAGGUUUUCUUUGAAGGAGGAGAAGCGCAGUGUGCAUAGCCCAGUCUGGUGCAUAGGUAGCUCUAGGUUCCACCUACUUUGCUGCUCAGCAAUUCUGUCCAAUGAUGCUUCAGUAUCACCUUCAAACCCACCCCCAGUUGUUCUUAAAAGCUUUAUAUCUGGUUUUCUUAUGCCACACCAUGAAAUACUGAUGGGGUAAUGACUUGCUCUGAGAAUCUGUUCUUGGUUUGGCUUUCUUUUCUUGAGAAGUUGCUUGAUUCUGUAGAUGUUGUAAUUUGCAGGAGUGUUGAUCUCCGUGAGAUCUUUCAGCAGAAGAUGCAGUGGCUGUUGUCAGCUGGGGUUUUCAUUUCUGUGUUUGAUUAUUUUUUUUUUUCAUUUGAAACUGUGACUUUCCUUUUAGAUUGACUUGUACAGUUAUUCUUAUGGGAUUAACAGGCAGACAGGACAGUGUGAAGCUUCAAGGAGAGAGAUGCAGUGUAUUAGAACUGUUUCCCUGCACCAGCCUGCUGGAAUGGCAAUGGGUCCCAGAGCUGAGGUCUGGUGCAAGGUUUGCCAGCGGCUCCUCUAUGCUUUGGGACAUUUUCAAGCACUCCUGGUUGUAAAAAAAUACUGCACCACCCUUAUAGAAGCUGGGCUGUUAAAGCUCCUGUGCUAGCCAGCCUCUAGGGGGGUUUGCCUGCCUGCCCUGCCUUGUGUGCGAGCUGUGCUCCUUUCAGCCCUGAGUUCUGUGGCAGCGGCGCCAGGGAUGGAGCAGCGGUUGUGUUAAACUUUGGAGGCAUUGGCAUGUCCAAUGGUGGAUGAAGGUGUUUCUGUAUAUAUACUGCAAAAUGGUUUGUGCUUAUAAGUGACAAACACACAUAUACAUAUAAAAAACAGAUUUAAAUAGAUUAUAUAUAAAAAACUAAAAGAAAAGAUCCUUAACUGACACUAAAAUUACUAGGCAGUGCAUUUUCCUUUCUGAUCCAUUUCCAUGCACAUAACUUCUACCAGAUUUGGAAGUGACUUUGCACAGGGAGCAGAAAGGGCUUCAAAAGGUGGCUCAGGGAAGCUCGGGGGAGACCCCGGCUGCAUCAGGAGGUUUCUUAUCUCCUCUCAGGGAGCUGGCUCCCUUUCUUGUCAGGGUUUUGGUCCCCCACUUCUUCCUGCUGCACCCUGGCUGUUGCCAGGCUUGGACCAGUUCAUCACCUUGAUCAGAGGGAGAGGCAGCUCAGGUGCAGAUCCAGCUCCCCAUCGCUGGUGCUGCAGGCUCUGAGCCUGCACAGCAGAGGAAGGAGGAAACCCUGCUCCUCUCUGUCAACAUCUCCUACAUUGCCAGUGCAGAGACCGGUUUGCAGGUAGGAAGAGCUGGCAGUGAGCUGCUGCUCCAUCUGGGCUUUUAUUCAGAAACGCUCUUAGCAUGUACUUGUAUCUUCUUGAAAUCCCAGAAAGUGAAGCGGAGGAUUACACUUAAGCACAACAUGAAAGUGCAUUAUUUUUUUUUUUUUUUUUUUUUUUUUUCCUGAGCAAAAAGGGAGGAUCCUAAGCACAAACAGUUUCUUUCCAGAGUUUUGAGGGGAUUCAGGAGUGGCAGGUGAGGGGGCCAGGAUAUAUUGCUGGCACAAAUGGGCUUAUUAACUGGAGGUGAGGUUUCUUGGCUGUCUUUGGCUCAACUGCAAGAGGUGCUUAUCACUGACAACUGCUUCUAAAGCCAGUGGUGGGUCAGAGCUCAGCACCUCUGCGGAUCGCACCUUGCACUCAUGUUGCUUUGCUGAUGUUCCAACUUCUGUUCCACUAGAGCUGGCAAAGAGCCUGUCAUUCCCAAGUCCUAAAGCAUGCUUUCAUUAUGUUUUAAUGAAUGUAGCACUGCAUAUAUCCUGCGAAGGAAAAUGCUAGAUUUAUAUCAUUAGAAUGUGAAGAGAGUUUCUAGAGAGAAAAUAAAUCUUGAAGAAAAGGAUCUGACAAAGUUUAUUUUUUAUGUAGAGAGGCAGUGCUUUGUAGUUCCUGGUGGCCUAUGUCAUUGUAAAUAAUGUACAUUUAAUUUAUUGUUAUGGUAGCAGAUUGUAUUUGUUAUGUAUAAAACUAAAGGUUCACAAAUGUAUAUUUUGUUGCUUAACUGUGUCUUUGCAAAAUUCACAAUAAAUAACAUAU
Messenger RNA from Cuculus canorus (common cuckoo), 7358 nucleotides. It is a transcript of the gene RAP1GAP2, whose product is annotated as RAP1 GTPase activating protein 2. Gene Ontology annotation, cellular component: plasma membrane; cytoplasm. Gene Ontology annotation, biological process: activation of GTPase activity; regulation of small GTPase mediated signal transduction. The transcript has 23 exons. The record is from RefSeq and is a predicted model, not a curated record. Bases 1256 to 3313 code for a protein of 685 amino acids. NCBI's taxonomy places the organism in Eukaryota, Metazoa, Chordata, Aves, Cuculiformes, Cuculidae. Gene Ontology annotation, molecular function: GTPase activator activity.